UACGAGCCGGGGGGGGGAAGGACGGGUUUAGUUUAGCUGUUGCGGCGGCGGGGCUACGUUUAUUAUUAAUUUUUUUUGUGCUUUGCGGCCGAGGAGGAGCUGGCUGGCUGGCAGUGGUAGCAGCUGCAGCUGUUUACACAACGGAUUCGUUUUUUUUAUUUUUUUGGUGGGGUUGGAAUCCUGUUUUUUUUUUAAGUUGCGCUGGAGCCGGCAGAGAUGAACGGGCCUGAGGUCGCCAAGACGCCGGGGGGUGGCAGCGCGCCAGGGAAGGAGGAGCCGGUGACCAACGGGCACAGGGAGAGCGAGCCCAACCCCUUCGCGGAGUACAUGUGGAUGGAGAACGAGGAGGAGUACAACCGGCAGGUGGAGGAGGAGCUCCUGGAGCAGGAGUUCCUGGAGCGCUGUUUCCAGGAGAUGCUCGACGAGGAGGACCAGGAUUGGUUUAUUCCAGCGCGGGACCUCCCCUCGGGGGUGGGGCAGCUCCAGCAGCAGCUCAACGGCCUGUCUGUCGCCGACGGCAGCACAACCGAGGACAUCGUGCGCAAGAGCAGCUUGAACCCUGAAGCGAAGGAGUUUGUGCCGGGAGUGAAGUACUAGGACAGCCGGGACCCGGAGAGGCCCCUCUAAAAAGACUCUGGUGUCCGGUGUGACAUCGGCCACAUGCUGCACAAACUCGGGACUGGGAAUUGACACAUUGAGGAAAAAGAAUUCUAUAAGCUUUUUAUUUCCAUUUGUUUCCAUGUGUACUUUUUGGAAGGGUGGGUGGGGGGGGGGGAUCAGUAUUAAAGAAAUACUGUAGUUACACGAGUUACGUAAACAGUAGAACAAACCGUUUUUUUAAGUCAACGAGCUGAUCGCAGAUGGGUUGUCUGGUUGAGAAGAGGGGUGGCAGUUGGACGCAGGCCUGGAUGAGUUUUUGGGGUUUGUAUCUGUUCCGUGGGCGGGGCUGGUGGGGAGAGGGGUGUUGCUCGGCGCAGUGGAGGUGCUUGGCCUGUGUACGGGGGCAAACACACAGGAUUUGUGCGGAGAUUUACAGAAUCUUCUUCCAUCUAAGUCUAAAUUCCGUUCAAAAACAAAAAAAAAACCAAUAAAGGUAAAAGGUACCUCAUUUCGACCUC
Lepisosteus oculatus (spotted gar) is the source of this 1118-nucleotide messenger RNA. The record is from RefSeq and is a predicted model, not a curated record. NCBI's taxonomy places the organism in Eukaryota, Metazoa, Chordata, Actinopteri, Semionotiformes, Lepisosteidae.